Messenger RNA from Plasmodium vinckei vinckei, 2235 nucleotides. RefSeq names its product conserved Plasmodium protein, unknown function. Bases 1 to 2235 code for a protein of 744 amino acids. The record is from RefSeq and is a predicted model, not a curated record. The transcript has a single exon. NCBI's taxonomy places the organism in Eukaryota, Apicomplexa, Aconoidasida, Haemosporida, Plasmodiidae.
AUGAGACUAAGCGGGAUAAGAAAGAAAGUAGACCCGUUAUUAAUCGUUAGCAAAAGACUACCAUCUUAUUUAAAAAAAGAAAAAAUAAAUUUAUCAAAAACGAGUAAGAAUAAUAACGAUAAUAGUAACAAAUUUAAUAAAAAACAUGUAAAAUAUAAUCAAAUCCCCGCAUUUGUUCAGGAUAUAAUUAAAUUCACAAAAAAAAAUAAAUAUAACUAUGAAACAAAUGAUGUAUCAAUAGAUAAGAAUAAAAUUAUUUAUUUUAAUAACUUACUAAAUGAAAUUGAAAAGAAUAAAAAUGUAUUAACAUCAACGUUAAUACAUGAUAUAUAUCAAUGUUUAUACAAAUUAAAUUACUUAAAGAUAGAUAUUAUUUGUAAUCUAUUUAGUAUAUUAAUAAAUAAUACUAUAGAUUUUUCAAAUUUAAAAGGAUAUGUUAACUGUGAUUUUAAGGAGCUAAUAAAUAUUACGCAAUAUUUAUAUCAUUUUCAAAAUAUAUGUAAAAAAAAUAUACAGUCUAUUCUUUAUAACAACAAGGAAUACUUUAAUCUCAAAGUUGUUCAACGAUUUGUUAAGGAAAAUGGGGAUAAUAUAAGUUUCGAUAAUAGUAGUUAUAAAAAUAUAAUAUAUACGAAUAUAUACAAUUAUAUAGCUAAAUAUGAUCAAGCAGAAAAUAUAGACAUCUUAUUACAUUCUAUUAUAAAGGCAAAUAAUCAUUCAAAUAAGAAAAAAGAAAAACAAAUAGACGAAAUGCCAUCCCAAUCUGAUAGCCUACUAAUUGACUUAAAUACACAAUGGCAGCAUUCGGAUCAAAUAAAAAUACUUGAAAAAAAAAGCCCUAUUAAAUGUGGCAUUAUAGAAAACAGUGGUUGCUUAAAUAAUGAGCAUACAGAAGAAGAUUACAAAAAAAAUGAAACCUCAAACUUGUCAUAUAUGCAUUCAAAUGAAAAAAGUGUAAAAGAAGGCGAAGAAGAAUUCUUGAUUGAAUAUAUAAACAGCUUUUACAAGUUAAAUGAUAUGUUUACAUUUAUACUAAAUAAAGUACUAAAUUAUUUUAACGAAAACACCAACCUAUUUGAUUUUUAUAAUUUAAAAUUGUUAUUCUUUUAUCUAGGAAAAUAUAAAAAGUUCGAUAUAAAUUUAUUAGAAAAAAUAUCAAAUAAGCUUAUUGACGAAAUAGAAAAUAUUAAGACAAAUCACAAGCUUGUAUCAGAUAAUGAUGCAUUUGAAGAAAAUAAAAAAUAUAAUUAUGCAAAUAAUAAUCAACGAAAAAAAAAAAAAAAAUUUAUAAACACAUUUUCAAAAAUUGACUCGAAAGAAUUUUUAAUUAUACCAUAUACUAUAGGUGUGUCUAUGAAUACACAUUUUAAUAAUUAUUUAAUUGAGUAUGUAAAUAUUUAUAUACUUAGUCUAAUAAAUUCAAGAAUUAAUUGUGAUGUUGUAAAUAUUAUUUAUUGUUUAGUUGGAUAUAAACAUAUUAUGAUCAUUUUUUUUAUUAUGUAUAAUAUUUUUAAAUUUAAGGAAAAUACUAUGCAAGAUAUUAAUUAUUUAAAUAAAUACAAUACAUUUUUAAAAAGAAUAAUUAAAAAUAAAAUUAAUAUUUCACAAAUAUAUUCUGAAAACUUAAAUAUAAUAUCAGAAAAAGAAAAUGAAUUUACAAACAACAUCAAUGGAACUAGUACCGAUCUUAAUGCUCAAAAAAAAAUGGAAGCAUUUUUUGAAAACGAAAUGAAUAAUAAUUGUAGAUUAGAGAAAAUGAAUUUCAAUUUGAAAAACCAAGAGGAAAACGCUAAUAAAAAUAUAGAUCAAAAUAACAAUAUUAAUAAUCAUAGCUGUUCAUAUAAUACAAAAAUAGAUCACAAUAUAAACGAUUUGAUAAACCCUGAUUAUGUUUUCAAUUUUCUAUUGAAGGAAUUCGAAAUAAAUGUUAAUAAAAUAUCACUAAUAAAUACAAAUAAAAAUUCUUUGAAUUAUAGUUAUGAUAGCAAACAACUGGAAGAAUUUUAUAUUUAUUAUAAAAAUAUUUUUUAUAAAGUUUACCAUUAUUCUAUAUUUUUACUGAAUAAAUAUGAUAUUAAAGACAUGCUCAAAAUAUAUCAAAAUUUAAAAUCAAUUUCGUUAAAUGAUGAUAUUAUAAAUAAUAUAUAUACCGAAGUACUUUGUGAUAAAAUUACUCUUAAUUCACCUAAUAACCAAAAUGCUUCAAGUUUAAUCAACAUUAUUUCAGAAAAAUAA